GUUAAGCUCAGUCGCAAUCGCAGUCUCAUUCGUUCCGUUCCCCCAAGCUGUAUACUUUAUACUUUAUACUGUAUCGUAUCUGAUCGAUCCGGUCCGGCAUGGGAAGUUUUCCAGCUCUACUUGUUGUUGUCGGCUCGCUGGCAUUGGGCGCGAAUGCUCAACUCCCCAUCAAUUGUGUAUCAAAAAUCCCUAGUGGCCGGGUCACCGGUCACUGCAUCUCGAUCCGUGACUGUGACUACUUUAUGAAGAUCCUCGUAUCCGCCAAUCUCUCCCAGAGCGAUCGCACUCUUCUCCGCGAGAAUCAGUGCGGGCAGCGGGCCAACGGCGUCCAGGUCUGUUGCCCCAGUACCGCCGGUUUGGGAGCCCUGAGCCACCCACUAUUGCCCACGGAUUGCGGGAUGGUUCGUUGGCAACGUUCAAAUGAUACGGAUACGCGGAUCAAGGAGUUUCCCUGGCUGGCCCUUAUCGAGUAUACCCGGGGCAACCAAGAGAAGAUCCACGCCUGCGGGGGAGUGCUUAUCAGCAAUCGCUAUGUGCUGACUGCUGCCCACUGUGUAACCCAGGCGGCGGCCAGCAAUCUGCAGAUUACGGCGGUUCGCCUGGGAGAAUGGGAUACCAGCACGAAUCCGGACUGCCAGUUCCACCAGGACACCCAGGUGGCGGAUUGUGCUCCUACAUACCAGGAUAUAGGCAUCGAGGAGUUGCUGCCGCAUCCCCGGUACACGAGAACCGACAAGACUCAAGUCAAUGACAUUGCCCUCGUCCGCUUGGCCACUCCUGCCCAGUUCAACGACUUUGUGAGUCCCAUUUGCCUGCCCAACAAGCAACUGCGAGCGGAUGAACUGGAGGGCCUGGUCACCGAGGUGGCCGGAUGGCAGGCCACCUCCUCGCCCAGGUUGCGGAAGAGCUCUGUGACCAUCACCUCCAUCGAGGAGUGCCAGAAGAAGUACGCCGGCCACCAGUUGAAUAUCCAGGCCUCCCAGCUCUGUGGGCUGACCAGUUCCAAGGAGUGCCACGGCAACUCCGGAGGACCUUUGAUGCUCUUCAAGAACGAGGGCUAUCUGUUGGGCGGACUGGUGUCCUUCGGACCCGUGCCCUGUCCAAAUCCCAACUGGCCGGAUGUCUACACGCGGGUGGCCUCCUACAUCGAUUGGAUUCACGACAGCCUGAGGGCGUAGAAGGGAUCUUUGCGGUCACAACGAAUGUCAGUAAAUGUUUGGUGCCAAAUUACAUCUGUUAAAUAAAAUAAAUAU
Drosophila suzukii is the source of this 1253-nucleotide messenger RNA. Its product is annotated as serine protease easter. Gene Ontology annotation, molecular function: serine-type endopeptidase activity. The record is from RefSeq and is a predicted model, not a curated record. Gene Ontology annotation, biological process: proteolysis. NCBI's taxonomy places the organism in Eukaryota, Metazoa, Arthropoda, Insecta, Diptera, Drosophilidae.